Molecule: messenger RNA, 698 nt
Organism: Esox lucius (northern pike)
Lineage: Eukaryota; Metazoa; Chordata; Actinopteri; Esociformes; Esocidae
Gene: cplx2b
Product: complexin 2
Exons: 4
Coding region: 249-665 (138 amino acids)
Biological process (GO): neurotransmitter transport; regulation of neurotransmitter secretion; synaptic vesicle exocytosis
Cellular component (GO): SNARE complex; terminal bouton
Molecular function (GO): syntaxin binding
Source: RefSeq, a predicted model, not a curated record
CUCGAGAGAGCAAGAGAGAACGAGAGAGAGAACGAUACUGAACGUCUAACCGUGAAGGAUACCGACUUUUGGUUGGGGACUGAGAACCGCCGACUCACUUUCUGCAGACCUUCCAAGGUUUGAUAGAGAUAUCAAGUGGAGGUAAACCCCCUAAGACUGCAGAAGGACCCGUCUGGUUAUCCAAGGGUUGGCUACAUGCAAAGCUGUGUUUUGGUUGUAAGGAGACCUGAGAAUCUGAAGAAGAAACCAUGAAUUUUGUGAUGAAGCAAGCCUUAGGUGGGGCCACUAAAGACAUGGGGAAGAUGUUAGGAGGAGAGGAGGAGAAAGAUCCUGAGGCGGCAAAGAAGAAGAAGGAGGAAGAGGAAGAGAGACAAGAGGCUUUGAGACAACAGGAGGAAGAGAGGAAGGAGAAGCACAGGAAGAUGGAGGCUGAGAGAGAAGUGGUCCGGCAGUCCAUCAGAGACAAGUACGGACUGAAGAAAAAAGAGGAGAAAGAGGCGGAGGAGAAGGCAGCCAUGGAGCAGGCCUGCGAGGGGUCUCUGACUCGGGCCAAGAAGGCCAUCCCUGCAGGAUGUGGAGAUGACGAUGAUGAUGAUGAGGAGAGCAUUCUGGACACUGUCCUCAAGUUCCUCCCCGGACCUCUGCAGGACAUGUUCAAGAAGUAAUAAACAACGUCAACGGCACUACAGGGUUUUAUC